Messenger RNA from Dentiscutata heterogama, 288 nucleotides. The record is from the annotation of a GenBank genome assembly. NCBI's taxonomy places the organism in Eukaryota, Fungi, Glomeromycota, Glomeromycetes, Diversisporales, Gigasporaceae.
AUGCACCUAUUGGUGCUACAAAGCUUAAUAGAUUUUGCCAAUGCAAAUGAAAUUGAUCUUAAUUCUCCAAGAAUUAUUACAGAUUUUGAAAUUGCAGCUAUAAAUACAACACAAUAUGUAUUUUCUGAAGUUAUUAACAAAGCAUGUUUUUUCUAUCUAGGGCAAAAUAGAUGGAAAAAGAUACAAAAAUGUGAAUUAGCAACCUUCCUACCUCCUGGUGAAAUCUCAAAUGCAUUUAAUAUAUUAAAACUACAAAUACUCGAAGAAGCAAAAGAGCUAGUUUUAUAG